AUAUUGCAUGAUCGCAUGAGUGCGUGGACUGCUGAGUUUUCCCUUCCUUCGAAAUUUUCCGAACACGAUUCUGGUUAGUAGCUCCAUACACAGCUUUCUUAAUCGUAUGAAUGAUCUUUGACGGUGGUACGAGAGUACUGUUGUAGUUUGCCUUUGUUGGGCAAGGAGUGUCACCAGCCAGCUUCAAGUGUUCCGAGCCGCAAUUACGAACACCCAGGAGCUUUGCAGUAAUUGUUAUUGAUUACUCCCCGUAUCCCUGGAGUGUGAUGAAGGGAAUUGCUCCGCGCACUGGCAGAUGAUGGUUAUCGUACCGCCGAGAAAAAACACUAUUGGACCGCAGAAACCUUCUAUUCACCACGCAACUGUUGUGAUCUUUCUGGAGUUCUUUGCAUGGGGCUUGCUAACAAGCCCGGGCAUCACAACUCUCUACAAAACAUUUCCUCAUGAAACACUCCUGGUCAAUGGUCUCAUUCAGGGAAUCAAGGGCAUUCUCUCGUUCUUGAGUGCUCCGCUCCUGGGCGCCCUGUCAGAUGUGUUUGGACGUAAGCCAUUCCUGCUGCUGACCGUGCUAGUAACGUGUCUACCUAUACCAUGGAUGAGCAUCAGUCCCGGGCUAUACUUCGGGCUAUACACGCUGUCUGGCCUGUUCGCCGUCACGUUCUCGAUUGUGUUUGCCUAUGUUGCCGACAUCACACCGGAGAAUGAGCGUAGUGCAGCUUACGGCCAGGUCUCGGCCACCUUUGCAGCUAGCUUUGUGCUGAGCCCUGCUAUCGGGACUUACAUUGCAGCCAUGUUUGGCGACAGCAUGGUCGUGCUGCUGGCAACGUUUGUGGCCGUCCUCGACCUGCUGUUCAUUUACCUGGUCAUGCCCGAGUCGCUGUCGAUCAUGUCCGAGGUCCAGGUGCCAUGGACAGGCUCGAUCUCCUGGGAGCAAGCCGAUCCACUGCGGACGCUCCGCAAGGCCACCAAAGACAAGGGUCUGCUCACGAUUUGCGUCAUGGUCUUUCUGUCGUACUUGCCUGAAGCUGGGCAGUAUUCGUGCUUCUUUGUCUACCUUAGCAAGGUGAUUGGGUUUAGUCGCAAGGAAGUGUCAAUCUUCAUCGCUAUGAUGGGAUGCCUGUCAGUGUUAUCACAGACGGUGCUGCUCGCUCAGCUGGUCAAGCUUGGGCACAAGCGCUGCAUCUUUGUCGGCCUCGUCUUCCAGGCCAUUCAGCUCUUCUGGUUUGGUCUGGUCACGUACAAGUCAUGGAUGUUGUGGGCAGCUGGUGCUAUUGCAUCCAUUUCUGCUGUCAACUAUCCUGCGCUAAGUGCCCUUGCAUCUAAUAUGGUUGGCCUGGACCAGCAAGGCGUUGCGCAAGGCGUUAUCACCGGUGUACGGGGCCUCUGCACCGGCCUUGGUCCGGCCAUCUUCGGCUUCCUCUUCUACUUCUUCCACGUGGACUUGAACGACGACGGCCUCGGGCUGACCACCCUGCCGCCGGCCACAACCUCCAUGCUGAACCAGAGUCGUGUUUCAGCUCCACCGACGCUCUCACACCAGCAUCCGCUCAGCCGAUUCAAGCCACUGCUGUACUCGACGAUAGAUCCCAUUCGCUUGCAGCGCCCGAUGGCUGGCGCACCGUUCCUGCUGGGUGCGUGCCUCGUAGUCGGUGCGCUGAUCACCACCAUUCACUUCUCGCCGCGCCGCGUCGGACUGCGCCCGGACUCUCGCGUCAUAACGCUACGCUCGGUCGCGCCAACGACAGCCUCUGCUUCAACUUCUCUCCCGAUGUCGUCAAGACACAAUGUAGCAUGACAUGUGCGUAUUGUGUCUGUGAGUAUACAUACCUUCAUAGUUUUAGUCUCAGUGAGUAGACAUGCAUAUCUGUUAGCGCUGCGCCUUGAAUCGCAUCAUAAUGCUACGCUCGGUCGCGCCAACGACAGCCUCUGCUGCGACUUCUCUCCCGAUGUCGUCAAGACACAAUGUAGCAUGACAUGUGCGUAUUGUGUCUGUGAGUAUACAUACUUUCAUAGUCUCUCUGUGAGUAGACGUACAUAUUUUUUAGCGUGGUGCCUUGAAUCUUUUGUUUGAGAUUCCAUGCUGCUUCAUGAUAUAUUUUUUUAUUAUUAACGACCAUGACAGUGUUUACAUGCACAUAGAAAAGAAGAAGACAGGAUUUCACAUUCAGAAAAUUACAAUAUGCUUACAUUUGAGUGCUGCUCAUGCGGCGACAGUCGCCCUCACAACACACGGCAUCAGUCUAGAUUACGCGCCCAUCACGACAAAAGCACGAAACGCCAUGCCUGUCUUGCUUUAGCACAAUCUGCAACGUGAUUUUGUUCGAUAGUUUUUGUUUUUGUUCAUGCCAUGCGAUUUGCCAAACAUACCGAUUUUUUACCGGUAUCAGUGUACAUAUAAUACAAAUAGUUUCACUUUUGGUGACCGCACGGCACACUCAGCCUCAAACCCCCGCCAUGUAUGCAUGGUACUGACCGCUCUAUUUUUUUUAGAUGAACUCUGCUCGCGAUGAAAUCUUAUUGCAGUGAUAUGGAUGCUUUGGCAGCAGUUAGGUGUUAUUCUGAACAUUUCUUUUCACCACUCCUAGCGAUGCUUUUUUGCAAUUAAGAAAAAAUAAAGACUCUCCUUUCCUCUA
Messenger RNA from Sycon ciliatum, 2633 nucleotides. RefSeq names its product hippocampus abundant transcript-like protein 1. Gene Ontology annotation, molecular function: transmembrane transporter activity. The record is from RefSeq and is a predicted model, not a curated record. Bases 296 to 1795 code for a protein of 499 amino acids. The transcript is spliced from 12 exons. NCBI's taxonomy places the organism in Eukaryota, Metazoa, Porifera, Calcarea, Leucosolenida, Sycettidae. Gene Ontology annotation, biological process: transmembrane transport. Gene Ontology annotation, cellular component: membrane.